CUGCAUUUGACUUCACGGAACCUUUAGUUUGAAAACGUUUGGUGCACUGAUUUAUAAAAAAGUUGGCGUUUCUCAGUUACACUCAGUUUGGGCAUCAUGAAUAACGACGACGACUCUUUGGAGAGACUGGACUCUGAAUUUGAUCACUAUCUGGUUGACAUGAAACCCUACGUUCUCAAGCUUCCCCAUAAAACAGAGCGUCAGCGGUGUGCCCUAUGGAUUAAGAAGCUCUGUGAUCCUCUGUCUUCUGGCUCUGGCCUAAUGGGAAGGAAGAAUCGCAACGCAUACACCAGGCUCCUUCUGGUCAUGCUGAAGAGAGGAGUCCUCGAGGGCCCGUUUACACACAAGCCUGAACCAGGCAGCCUUAAGACUUUACCUACGUACAUGUCCAUCUACUUUGAUGAACCACUGGUGGCUAGGCCUCGGGGACAGAGCUCUGCCAUGCUGCCAGACUGGGUGUCUGGCGAGUUGGGUCAUGCAGAUGACACAUGGUCCAGUUUACUGAAAGACUCCUCCUCACCCCUGCCAAACUCGCACAGGAGGAGGAAUCUUUUCAGCGACAAGUCUCCAUCCAGACCCUUAUCCUCUAGUCCACUCAAACACUCUACCAAGGAGGACAAGAUGGAUGACCGGCACAGAAAACAGCCCAUCUCCUCUGACGAUAGUGACUUUGAAGUCCGCCUCAACAGCUGGAACCUUGGGAUUGAGCACCCCAGGUAUUUGCGCGAGAACCCUAUUCCCUUGUCUCCGAUUCACCCGAAAUCAAGCCUAAGAAAAAACAGCCCCUGUACUGAUGAACAAGCUUCAGUUUUCAAACCAGAUAAGGAGACAGAGAUGAGGACCAAAGUUCUGGAGGCCAAACACCAAGAGGAGAAGCUGAAGCUACAGCAGAAACAUGAUGCCGACGUUCAGAAGAUUUUAGACCGAAAGAAUGGAGAGAUAGAGGAGCUGAAGAGCGUGCACCGGGCCAAGCAGAAAGAAGCUGAGGAAGCAGUGAGAACAUUGGAGAAAAAAGUUCAAAGCUUGCUGCGUGAGUCCCAGGUCAUCCGCCAGAGCAAAGAGAAGCAGAUCGCCGAGCUGAAGAAAAUGUCGGAUCAAAGUGCUGACUCCCUCAAAAACGAAUGGGAGAAGAAGCUGCAUGCAGCAGUGACCCAGAUGGAGCAAGAGAAGUUUGAGCUGCAGAAAAAGCACACAGACAACAUACAAGAGCUGUUGGAGGACACCAAUCAGCGGCUUGCCAAGAUGGAGGCCGAGUACAGCACCCAGGCACAGGCCACCGAGAAGACUGUGCGGGAGCUGGAGGCAAGGGUAAAGCAGCUUUCAGUGGAGGUGGAGAACGGGAACCUGCUCAGGCAGAAGGUCACGCAGGAGAAGGCCGAGCUAGAGAUUCACAUUGCUGCCAUCAGUGCCGAGUUACAGGAGGCCAACCGCAGGAAUGUGUCUCUGCUGAGAGAGAAGGAGCUGCUGAGCGAACAGCAUGAGGAGACACUGCAGAAACUCCAUGCCAAACAUGACGCCGACAUGAGCCACUUCCAGCAGGAGCAUGCUCUGUCUGCAGCCAAGGCUUCUGAAGUGAUUGAGGAUCUGGAGCACAUGGUGGCUCAGCUCAAACGGCAGCUGCAGGACGGCGAGCACCGACGGCAAAAACAGCUCAGGGAGCUGGAAAAUAAGAUGCAGCAAGAGACAAAGGAACUCCAACACAGCAGUGAGAUAAAGGUGCGGGCUCUGCAGGCCGAGCUGGAGAAGGAACGGGCCGAGGCCAGGAGGAAGGCCCACAAAUUAGAGGAUGCACUCAGGGACAAAGAGGAGCAGUUGAGCCGCCUGAGGGAGUCGCAGAGACAGCAGGCCCAGCAGGCAGAGCAUGCUUUGGAGGGUUUUAAGAAGCAGGUGGAGCUCAGCUCUGAGAAGGUCUAUGCUGACAUGAAGCAGCAGAUGGAGAGAGUGGAAGCCGAUCUGUCCCGAUCCAAGUCACUAAGGGAGAAACAGGCCAAGGAGUUCGGCUAUCAACUAGAGGAGCUGAAACAGAAAUAUGAGCAGCAGAUUGUGGACCUGAAACUGCAGCAUGAACAGGAGAGGACGCACCUAUUCCAGCAGCACAAUGCCGAGAAGGACAGCCUGGUCCAGGACCACCAGCGGGAGAUCGCCAGCCUGGAGAAACAAGCGCGGGCCGCCAUGGUCCAGCACCAAGCUCAGACCCAGGAGUGGAGAAAACGCGAUGGACAGACCAUCUCAGAGCUGGAGGCCCAGGUGCACUCUCUGAGGGAAGAGGUGCUGGCAGCUCAUGCCCAAAGGAAGCAGCAGUUGACUGAGCUGGGCCUCCUGCGAGAGGAGGAGCGCCAGCGCGCCGCCCAGGACCAGGAAGCCGCAUUGAACCGUGUUCGGGCUGAGAUGGAGCGCGUGCGCCAGGACUUGGAGAGGACCCAUGCUGCCGAAAGAGAGCUUGCCCAGGAGAAGACCAACAGCAGGUUGAAGCAGCUUGAGAAGGACUACAGUCAGAAGCUUGCCAAGUCCGCACAGGCAAUGGCAGAGCUGCAAACGGCAUUGUGUUCAGUCAAAGAGGAGAGCAAAAAGACCCAGCAGGCUCUGGAGCGCCAGCUACAGGAAACGCACACGCGGUGGGAUGAGGAGAGAAGGCAACUGAGCCGUGACGCGGACCGAGCCAGCAAGGUUCUCCAGGAGCGGGUGGAGACAUUGCAGAGACAGCUGCAUGCUGCCGAGAAGAAGCUGAUGACCCGGGGACUGGAGACCCAGGAGCAGAUCACACAUAUCCGUCAGGAGUGUGAGCUGAAGAUCAAAGGCCUGAUGCCUGCUGAGCUCAGACAGGAGCUUGAGGACACUAUCGCCUCCCUCAAGUCACAGGUCAACUUCCUCCAGAAGAGAGCGUCCGUUUUACAGGAGGACUUGGACGCCUGCCGCAGCAGGAGGUAAUCAGGGUCACCAGAUAUGCAGCUUUGUGCCUACUGGAGAAGAUUUCUAAUCGAAGUGAGCAUUAACCACCGCCCCCCCUCCCCCCAUUACCCCAGAAAAAAACAUCCUCAUCCUCAUUCACCGUUGAUGUCUUGAAGCAUGACUUGAUUUUGUAUUGAUUUUGUAUGACUUUCAAUGUUGGAUUUUACAGCACUGCUUUUUUAAAAAUGUAUUUAUGCAUAUUUAUUUCUGUUUUUAGAAACCAAAUGAGUUACACAUAAUGUGGCAUGCUUUUUGUUUUGUUUUUCUUUGUUCACCAAACUUUGGUCUUGUUUACUUGAUGUAUGAAGGAGA
Colossoma macropomum (tambaqui) is the source of this 3261-nucleotide messenger RNA. RefSeq names its product centrosomal protein 112 (gene cep112). The transcript has 27 exons. Lineage: Eukaryota; Metazoa; Chordata; Actinopteri; Characiformes; Serrasalmidae. The coding region runs from base 97 to 2928 and encodes 943 amino acids. The record is from RefSeq and is a predicted model, not a curated record.